This is a messenger RNA of Fusarium poae, 387 nucleotides long. RefSeq lists its product as uncharacterized. The coding region runs from base 1 to 387 and encodes 128 amino acids. The transcript has a single exon. The record is from RefSeq and is a predicted model, not a curated record. NCBI's taxonomy places the organism in Eukaryota, Fungi, Ascomycota, Sordariomycetes, Hypocreales, Nectriaceae.
AUGCGUUCGAAGCUUCUUCCACCAGGAGUACCACGAAAGAUGCUUGAAGUAAUGGUAAAACACAUGGACAUUGACAUAUCUUCUGAAGGUGUUUGUGUUACUGUUGACUUGCAGCAGGUGAUUGGCAUUACAAUAAUGCAUCAAUUUUGGGUGUGCACCUCAUGGCAUGUGCAGACCUUCUCUCUUGUCCAACUCGUCGGUGCAACAUGCAAGUACGAAGAAUCAGCACAGGUCACUGACGGAAUCAUGGAUAAACUAUGGAUCGUGUGUUGGACGCCAGAUAGCGAGUCAGUCUCGAUCAAGUUCACCUUUAUGUCUAGUCAUAUAGAACCGAAAUUCGUUGACUGUCAAGCGCAUAUGCCCACCUCUGCUCAACUCGGCAUCUAG